This is a messenger RNA of Nycticebus coucang (slow loris), 6857 nucleotides long. It is a transcript of the gene ATAD5, whose product is annotated as ATPase family AAA domain containing 5. Lineage: Eukaryota; Metazoa; Chordata; Mammalia; Primates; Lorisidae. The coding region runs from base 351 to 6059 and encodes 1902 amino acids. Gene Ontology annotation, molecular function: ATP binding; DNA clamp unloader activity; DNA binding. Gene Ontology annotation, cellular component: nucleus. The record is from RefSeq and is a predicted model, not a curated record. The transcript has 23 exons.
CUCCCUCCGUAGUCCUCCGGUCCGAUCCGCGUUCCGCUUGCUGUCCCCACCUGGGCACCAGUCUCGAACUAUCAGCCUGGAGCACCCGCCCGGGGAGCAUCUUACACCCACCGUCCGCACCCUAGGAGCCUCGUUACCCGCGCUUUUUUACUGCCUCUUUCCGCGUUUAGCUGGGCUGAGCUGGGCCCAGCCUCUACGCCGGCUUUAUUCCGGUGAGCGCGGGGAAUCCGGGACGGACUCGGUAUCCCAGCAACUCGCUCCUACAGGAGCGGACUGCCUCCAUGGCCUCCAAGAAAGCCAGUCCGGACAGCGCAAGGUCCUAGGAGCCAAAAUUCCGGGAAGCAGGGAGCAUGGUGGGGGUCCUAGCCAUGGCGGCUGCAGCUGCUCCCCCUCCUAUGAAGGACUACGAGAUCGAGCCAUGCAAAAAGCGAAGGAAAGAAGGUGACAGAUCUUCAUGCAAAACAAUUACAAAAUAUUUAUCACCAGUAGGGAAGACUGGAGACGGAGUUUUCGCUUCACCAAAACCCAGUAAUAUUUUGGAUUAUUUUAGAAAGACUUCACUCACAAAUGAGAAGACACAAUCAACAAGAGCGUAUAAGAUGAAGUCAUCUACAUCAUUGUCCAUUGACAGUAGCAAAGACUGUAAGGCACCUUUGGAAAUAUUCUCAAAUAAAGAUCUUAAGAAGAAAGGAAAAAGGGUUAAUUUAUCUCAUCAACUAAAUAAUAUUAAAACUGCAAGUGAAUCUCCAACUGAAAUUAAUAAUGAUGAUAGCAAAGAAUACUCUAGUUUAAGUAGUGAUUUUGAGGAAAGUAGCACUUCUGUUUCACUUUAUCAGAAACAUGUAGAGGUAUUUGCAGAAAGCAUUCAGGAUAUAAAAAAUCAGUCAAAUACCAUGACCUCCAAGAAAGAUUCUAAAAAAGUAAGUCCUCGACAAGGGACCACAAAAAAUGAUUGCAAAAAGUUGAGAAAAAGGAAGAAGAAAGAUGUAAUAGAUCUAUCUGAAAGUUUACCCUUGGCAGAAGAUGUAAAUAUGCGUAAAGAAGAUGGUAAAGAUAGUAAACAGAGAAUGCCUUUACUAACUAAUGAAAUUGAGGCUACUACAAAUGAUGUAAACUCUAGAAAUACUGUAACUAAAAUAGCCCAGCUAAAUGAUACUACAAUAACUGUCUCAUAUGAGGAAUUUUUAAAAAGUCACAAGGAAAAUAAAGGGGAACAGAUACCAGACUCCACCGUGUCCAUUUGUGUUCCUUCUGAAACUGUUGAAGAGAUAGUCAAAAGUGGUUAUAUAAAUGAUACAGAAAACUAUGAAAUUUCCCACCAGGUACGCUUUAAGACAGUUACUGUUCUUGCGCAAGUUCAUCCUCUUCCUCCCAAAAAGACUGGGAAAAUACCCCGAAUUUUCUUGAAACAAAAGAAACAAAAGAAAUUUGAAACAGAAAAUAGUCUAUCUGAUCCUGAGAAUGAACAGACGAUUCAGAAAAGAAAAUCUAAUGUUGUCAUACAGGAAGAAGAAUUAGAAUUGGCUGUGUUGGAAGCCGGAAAUUCUGAAGCUAUGAAACCAAAAUGCACUGUAGAAGAAAGACAGCAGUUUAUGAAAGCAUUUAGGCAGCCAGCAUCAGAUGUACUUAAAAGUGGAGUUAGAAAGUCUUCUGAUAAGCAGAAAGACUUUCAUGAAAAAUCUCAAAAUGAGGAAGGAAGAGAUAAUUUAAAAAAAAUCAUGGAAAAUCCUAGCAUCCAAAUGGUUUUAAAUAAUGACAAUUCACAAUCACGUACUGACAAAGGAGAUUUUCUUAAGGUGAAAAGUAAAAAGCUAAAGAAGAAGGGUAAGAAAACAUUAGAUACUGGGACUAUUCCAGCUGAAAACAGAGAGGGAAAUACUCAAAAGAAAGAAACAACCUUUUCCGUAAAAGAUAAACAGAAUCAAAAUAGGCUUAGAAUGAGUUUAAGACAAAAGAAAACAGAAAUUUUCAAAAGCAACACUUUAUUUAACAGAGAAAGUCUUGUUUAUGUAGCAAAUGAUGACCCUUUAAAGAUUUCCCGUUUGUGUAACAACAAUAAAUCGUCAAGAAAAACGAGCACACCAGUUAAAGAUGAUAAGGUUAUGCAUUCUAAAGCUGAACCUGAAGACAGCUUGGUAAUUGUUUCCACACCCAAAUCAGCCAGAAGAUCUAUAAGAAGUAGAAGCAUGCCUGCUAUAAUAACCAUUAGCGAUAUUGAUUCUGAAGAUGCACAAGAUAAUACAGUAAAAGCUUCCUCUCCAAAAGCAGCCAGCUUAUCAGAAAAGCAUAGCUUAUAUACAGCGGAAUUAAUAACAGUACCCUCUGAUUCAGAGAGCCCUAUUAGAAUGAAAUUCACCAGAAUCAGUACUCCCAAAAAGUCUAAGAAAAAAUCGAAGAAAAGAUCGGAGAAAUCUGAAGCAACUGAAGAAGAUUUUACUUCUCCAAUUAGAAAGGCAAGCAAUGCUUCAAAAAAUGUAUCAAAAGCAAAACAAUUGGUCGAAAAGGCAAAAACUUUACACAUCAGUAGGUCAAAGGCCACUGAAGAAGUAGCAACACCCUUAAGACGUUCCUCUAGACAUCAGACACUUCCUGAAAGGAAGAAAUUGUCAGAAAUAGAAGACUCUGUAAUAAUAGUAGAUUCAAGUCCUACUUCUUUAAGACAUCCAGAGAAAAAUCAGAAGAAACUUCAGUGUUUGAAUGAUGUGCUAGGAAAAAAACUUAGCAAGUCCACUAAAAAUGUACCAGGAAAAGUGAAAGUUGCUCCUGUAUUUCUCGUCAGAAAGGAACAAAAACCAGUCAAUCCUAUCCUUGGUUUUGAUGAAAGAAGUCAAGAUACAUCUGAAAAAUCUCAGGAUUGCGAUGUACAAUUUAAAGCAAAACGUGACUUCCUAAUGAGUGGUUUGCCAGAUUUGUUGAAACGACAAAUCGCAAAGAAAGCUGCUGCAUUGGAUGUGUACAGUGCAGUGAGUGCCAGUUUCCAGAGAGUUGUUCAUGUACAACAAAAGGAUGAUGGAUGCCAUUUGUGGCAUUUGAAACCACCUUCUUGUCCUUCGUUAAUUAAAUUUAAAGAACUCAGUACUAAAGUAAUAGAUCUUUCAAAAUGUGUUAUUGCUCUUGGUGAAUUUUCAACAUUGGAUUCAGAUUCAAAAAUUAAUAGUUCUGCAGUUGUGUUUGUGAGGACAAGGAAGGAUUUUCCUGAAGAAGUAAGAAAUCUUUUGCUGGAGGAAAUUAAGUUUUCAAAUCCUGAAUUUUCUUUAAGAAAGUAUUUUCCCUUGCUCUUGAAAAAACAAAGUGAGCACCAGCUACUUUCAGAGUGCCAUGGAAAACAAGAAAGUCUACAAUUGGAGCCUGAUGUCAAUCAAAAAGAAACCAAAAGGAAACGAGUAGAAACAGAAAAUCAUAAGUCAAAAAGAAAGAAACCAAAUGAAUAUUCAGAAAAUCUGGAAAAGAUAAAUGGGAAGCCAAAGGAACUUGACAAAAGAAAUAGCUCUUCUGGAAUCAAGAUAGAUGCUUCCAAAGGUAUAUUUUCUAAAACAUCCCAGAAGAAACAAACUGCUUUGAGUCCGUGUAAAGUACAAACAGAAGCGGAAGAUUUUGAUGUUGUGAUAAUAGAUGAUGACAAAGAGACUGCAUCAGAAGUAUCUUCUUUUCCUGAUUCUGGAACUGAAGACAUGCUCUGGACAGAAAAAUAUCAACCUCAGACUGCCAGUGAACUCAUAGGCAAUGAGUUAGCUAUAAAAAAGUUACAUAGUUGGUUGAAAGACUGGAAAAGAAGAGCUGAAUUGGAAGAAAGACAAAAUUUGAAGGGAAAAAGAGAUGAGAAACAGGAAGAUUUCAUGGCUAGCAUAGACUUUAAAGGCGGGUCAGAUGAUGAAGAAGAGAGUCGUCUUUGCAAUACUGUUCUUAUAACAGGGCCAACAGGAGUGGGAAAGACUGCUGCAGUGUAUGCUUGUGCUCAGGAGCUUGGAUUUAAGAUAUUUGAAGUGAAUGCCUCUUCCCAGCGCAGUGGUAGACAAAUUCUAUCUCAGCUGAAGGAAGCUACUCAGUCUCAUCAAGUAGACAAACAAGGUGUAAACUCACAAAAACCCUGUUUUUUUAAUAGCUACAACGUGGGCAAGUCACCAAAAAAAUUAAACUCCCCUAAGAAAGUUGUUACAUCACCAAGAAAACUACAUCCACCAUCACCGAGAAGUACUGGACCAAAGCGUGCACUUCCCCCUAAAACAUUGGCAAAUUAUUUUACAGUAUCUUCCAAACCAAAAAAUAAUGAAGAAACAGCAGCACUUCUAGCAAAUAAUAAAGGAAUCAAAAAUUCUUUUGAACAAAAACAAAUUGCUAAGACUAAUUCUACAAAUGCAUCUAAGUCAAAUGUCAGAGAAUUUGGAGCCGAGGAACCUGGCAGGAAAAAUGCAACAUCUCUUAUUCUUUUUGAGGAGGUUGAUGUAAUUUUUGAUGAAGAUGCUGGGUUUUUGAAUGCAAUCAAAACAUUCAUGGCAACGACUAAACGACCUGUAAUCCUUACAACAAGUGAUCCAACAUUUAGUUUAAUGUUUGACGGUUGCUUUGAAGAAAUCAAUUUCAGUGCUCCUUCCUUGCUGAAUGUUGCAAGCUACCUACAAAUGAUCUGCUUAACUGAAAAUUUUAGAACUGAUAUAAAAGACUUUGUAACCUUGUUAACUGCAAAUGCUUGUGAUAUUAGAAAAAGUAUCCUCUACUUACAAUUCUGGAUUAAAAGUGGAGGUGGAUUUUUAGAAGAAAGGCCAUUGACACUUUGCCGAGGAAAUAGCAGAAAUGUACAGCUAGUUUGCUCUGAAGACGGCCCUGAUUCCAAAAAUAACCUUAAAAAUACUAAAAAGAGUCAUGCAGAUGUUCCCAGAUGUGACACUGGCUGUGUUGAGACCUUCUUCGGCCUUAAGAACAUUUUUUCCCCUUCUGAAGACUUAUUUUCAUUUUUAAAGCACAAAAUCACAACAAAAGAAGAAUGGCAUAAACUCAUUCAGCUUCUUAGGGAAUUCCAAAUGCAGAACGUGGAGUUUUUAUAUAGUAAUCUUGAAUUCAUUCUACCAUUACCAGUUUGCAUCAUUCCAGAAACAGAAAACCUUUGUGGCUCCUCAGUAACUGUGGAUGCCAGUGCAGCAACAAAAAAUAUGAAAUGUCUUUCCAGGAAACAUUCUAGAGAGCAGCCAUCAAAAAAGUCAAAGAAAAAGAAACAAAGGAAAAAGAUGGUGAUCUUAGAUGAUAGUGACUUAUUUGACACUGAAUUGAGCUUUCCUGAUGAAUGUGUUAGCCUCUCCCCUGUGUCAUCUUCCUCAAAUUCAGAAGAAAGCAAAGCCAGAGGCAAAGAAAGCAAUCCAGAGACCAAGAAACUAAACAAAUGUCUUGAGUCUAACACUGCAUCUAUUUCUCAUCCUCCUAAAACACCAGCAGAAAAAAAAUGUUCUUCCCUUGUUUCUCAUUGUUUAAAUUCUCUCACUGAGUUCCUGGAUAACAUGUCCUUCUUAGAUGCCCUUUUAACUGAUGUAAGGGAACAAAAGGAAUUUGGUAAAAAUGACUUUAGUUGGACAAACGCAAAGGUUAAAAGUGGACUUUGUGAUGAGUUUAGUCUCGAGAGUAAUGAUGAAUGGACUUCUCAAAGCUCUGGAGAAUUAAAGGCAGCUGCAGAAGCUCUCAGCUUUACUAAAUGUUCUUCUACUAUUUCAAAAGCAUUGGAAACUUUGAAUUCUUGCAAGAAAUUAGGAAGAGAUCCAACCAACGAACUUACUUUUUAUGUUUCACAAAAGCGCAAGAAUGUAUACUUUAGUCAGUCAGCAGCUAAUUUAGACAGCGCUUGGAAGAGGAUAGCAGUCAUUAAAAGUGUCUUUUCUAGUCGAUCUCUUCUGAACCUGGGUAAUAGACAAGCUAGUAUAAUUGAAUACUUGCCAACUCUUCGAAACAUUUGUAGAUAUGAGAAGCUAAAAGAACAAGGAAAAAGUAAAAGAAGGUUCCUGCACUAUUUUGAAGGAAUUCAUCUUGACAUCCCAAAAGAGACUGUGAAUACUUUGGCAGCUGACUUCCCUUAGUAUUCUACAGAGAUGCCUUGUACAAAUUACUGUCCUUAAGAAGCUUUUUUAUAUUAUGUUGAUUUUCAUGGAAAGGUUUAUUUCUCUUAAUGUACAUUUAAAACAGACAAUUUGUAUAUUUUUUACUGGUGUGCAAAUAUUUAAGACAAAAAAACUUGAGUUAUAAAUUGUAUAUAUGAUUGUAGUAGUAUUUUUUUUUUUCCUGAAUUAUUUGUAUUAUCUGAUUUAGCUUUCUUGUAGUUUUUGUAUGUGAGUGAGGUGUUUCUGGAAGGUAGAAUUCACUAAAAUAUUCCUAAAGAUGUUUCAACGCUAAAUUAAUCUGUAAGUUUUCCCUUUCCUGUUAGACUUAAUCCACCCUUCUCCUUCUCUAACCAACCAAGUAUCAGUGCCCUGUCAAGUUGUAAGUAUGAAUCACAUAAUGGUAAUCUUUUAAAAAUAAUUUUACAUAAUACAAAUGUACAAUACAUAAGUAAUACAUAAGAAAACUUCCUAGGAAGAAAAUUAUGCUUCAUUUUUCAAAGAGUAAGAUCUUCCUGGUAUUUAUUUCUAGUAUAUUUCAACAGUGUAUUUUACCAUUAAAUCAUUGAAUGUUGACAAAGUAAAAUCAAGAUCAUGAAUUUAUAGUUUUCAUAAACCUUUUUUAGCACUCAUAUAUGUGAUAUCUUGUGUAUUUUGCCAACUCAAUUCAUUUGCCUUGUACUUUCUUGUUAUAUUUUUAUAUCACUGAUGUUUUCGUAAAGAUAUUAAUGACAUUAAUAUAUCUAUUUUGGACAAACUGCUACUCAUUAAAACUAAAAA